AUGGGUGAGCCUCGUGUGUUAAUUCUCGGGCACUCUUUCAUCCACCGUUUAAAUAGCUUUAUUACUGAUAGUACACAUCUUGAUCAUCGUUUUAUGAUACACGAGGCCGCCAAGUUUAAAUGGCAUGGUGUAGGAGGUCGAACAGUUGAAAAAACUAUUCGCUGUGAUCUCCACGUGGUGGAGUCGUUUGCUCCCCAUAUUGUGAUACUACAGUUGGGAACUGAUGAUCUUUCCCACCUAGAUCCCUUAGUCGCAGCCUCGGCAAUAGAGGACUUAGUAGGUAUUCUGUACGAAGAGCACAGUGUGCGACAAAUUUGUGUUUGCCAAACGCUAAUUCGCGAAAAUGAUGCUGCCUUUAACGCACGUGUUAAAGCCGUCACGAAAUAUCUGAACGUCCUUCUAGAGCCAAUUCCCUAUUGCUUUUUUUGGGGUCACAGAGGUUUUUGGAAUACUUCGCAGAGAUAUUUCGCUCGUGAUGGUGUUCACCUUAAUAAGUUGUGGCACUAUAAGUAUUACCGAAGUCUCAGGGGGGCCGAUUUAAAGUCUUUGCAUUCCUGGGCACGUUCUGGCGAACAGCCCGACUAGUUUUCGUAACCAUUUUCACUUGCCCAUUUCCUAUUUCCUUAUCUGGCUUUUAUUUCAAACCAAGCCGCUUGUGUUAUCGCCUUGUGGUUUAGCUUGUUGUUUUGUUUGAUUUCCGGCAAUUAUUUGCCGCAUUUUGCUGACCACUUAUGGCCAAAUUUUGUGGUUUCUGAAACCUUAGAAGUGCACUGUGUCCCUUCCUAUUACCGGCUUUGGUACGUAUGUUUGUUUGCUUGCAGUUACCAUGUUAUAAGUGUACAAUCCAUUUUGACCGCCUGCAUAUGUAGGUGUGUCCAAUGCACUCGGUAGACUGUCAAUGCUGUAAUGUUAUUGUGUUGUGGAAAUGGGUAUCUUUUUUCGCUACUACUUAUGAGGUAUAAGCCUCACUAUUUUUUUGUGUCAAUUUUGCACUCGAGUCAUUAUGUAAAUUAAAAUACCUGCUUUGGAUCGGCUCCUCUGAUGACCCCCUUUCUCUAAUUUAUUUGACAUUAAAACUUAUUUCUAACACUUGUUUCACUGCCUAUCACAUCUAUCACUUAUAGUUAGUUUUUUAUCAUUGAAAAAUGCCUCCUGCGAAGCGUAACACCGCCCCACAAGCCAGACGCUCGAAACGGCUACGAACAGACCUCUCUGAGGCCGGACCUUCAUCGGUUGUGGAGAA
Messenger RNA from Porites evermanni, 1243 nucleotides. The record is from the annotation of a GenBank genome assembly. NCBI's taxonomy places the organism in Eukaryota, Metazoa, Cnidaria, Anthozoa, Scleractinia, Poritidae.